UAAAUAGCUAUUUGAUAACUGAUGAAACUGCAAUCUGAUGAGCCAUAUUUGUAAAAUUAAGAUAAUAUUUACACUAUCUGCCAUAAUAUUGACAGAUUGGUGUAUAUGUGUUGACCACGUACUUGAAAUUACUGACUAUUUCAGCUUUGAUGUACAAAUUAGUGAUUCUGUCGAUGAUAAGGGUCAGUAUAUACUCUACCUACCAUGGGGUGAUACGAACGUUACUAAAGUUAAUUUUGACGGUGUACAGAUUUGGCACAAUAAGGGUGGCUCAAUGCGACUUCGGUUUGUACGAUAUUACUACGCUGGACCCGACCCAAGAAUAGAGAUAACCCAUGGACCAGAGGGAAAAGAAACUGCUUUACUAUAUCGUAAUAUGGGCGGUAUUUGGAAAUGUGUAAAUCAAGAUGGUGGCUCUGCCACUGCAUCAAAUGUAGGUGCACCAGAAGCUAUGGAUAUUGAUCAGUUAGAUUUUAGUGGAUUAUCUAUCGAUGAUGACAAUGACAACGAGAAUGACAAUGACAGAGAUACAGAUACAGAUACAGAUAAAGACAAAGAUAAAGACAAAGAUAAAGACACUGUUGAUGAUUCAGGUAAGGAAGAACCAAUUUAUGAAGAAAUGCGCAGUAUAUCAACUGUGCCCAAAACACCAGAUCAACAAACUCCACCAAAGGAUUCAACAGAUGAUCAGAAAUCAAAAGAUUCAAAGGAAUCAACAGAAGAUUUACCACAAGAACAAGAUCUACCUGAUAGUGAUGAGGACGAGGAUGAAGAUUCUGAAGAGCCUAUUUAUGAGUCAAUGGACAGUUUUAGACCUCAAAUGCAGAGUGAAGCCUCAACUCAGGCUUCUGUAACUCAGCCUGAAAUCACUGAGGAAGAAAUGAUUCAGCACAUGGUAACAACAGAUGAUGAGGAUAAUGCAGAUCGCGAAGAACAACUUACAUUAUUAAGUGACGACAAUGUUUUCUCGGAUACCUAUAUUACGCAAUCUGCAAGACCUGAACCUCCUAAAUAUGACCCUAAAACUAGAGGUUUAACAACAAGUUCAAAUACUUCAACUUCGAGUAGUCCCGCUAAAUCUCGAUCAAGUUCCGUUCGAAGCAGCCUUGGAAAAUACUUUGCUCAACCUCUAAAAAGACUUAGAAGUCAUUUAACAUCACAAAGCUCAGGAACUGAUACAGACCCCAAUUAUCCUGGUGAUGAAAGUAGUAAAAGUAAAUUACCCAGUGAUUCUGAUUCUGAUGUUGAUGUUGUUGUUGAUGUUGAAACUAUUGAGGAGGAACCACCUGAUAAAAAAGCUGAGAAGCAUACGAGGAAAAAACUUAAGACUCGUCAUGUAAGAGAUGGCGACGGUUCGUCAAAACCAAGUCCAAGACCGUAUAGUUCACUGAAAAUAUUCAAGAAAUCUGUAAAGAAAAAAGAUAAAAAGAAAAAAGACAAAAAGAGAAAGAAAGAGGAGAUUGAACCGGAGGUUAUUAGGGUGGAAUUAGGAUCAGAUGAGGAGGAUUGUGGUGAUGACGAGCAACCCUCGACUGAAGGUCCUAAGAAAGACGAGUUGAACAAGAACUGUAAGAUAUCUUAAUUGUUCCUUUUGACAACUGUAUCAUAAACUUACCAGUGAUUUGGCUUGGAUGAAUUUUAAAAUAUUUUUAAAAUCAUCUCUGAUUUUUUAUUUUACUAAUUUUAAUCCUAGGUUUAAUAUUUAAUAACUUUUAGCUUUUUUCAAUAAAUUUUAAGAUUUUAAAAUAAAGUGAAUUACUUUUCAGUAAUUUAAUAAUUUUUAACCCUUAAUAUUUUAAAGAUCUAUA
Theileria parva strain Muguga is the source of this 1808-nucleotide messenger RNA. RefSeq names its product Tash protein PEST motif family protein. The record is from RefSeq and is a predicted model, not a curated record. Lineage: Eukaryota; Apicomplexa; Aconoidasida; Piroplasmida; Theileriidae. The transcript has a single exon. The coding region runs from base 38 to 1582 and encodes 514 amino acids.